UCGGCCUUUAUCCUCAACUACCAAAAAAAUAGAACCAAACCCAUCUAAAAUCAGGGAUCCGAUUAAGCCCUAACACAAUUAGGCUUUAACAAAUUAACCUAUAUAUACUCCCUAUCAUAAAAACCAAAUUUACUUAGUAGCUUUUUCAAAGAAUUAGGGCACCAAAAAUAAAAUAAAAAAAUCAUCUUGUUCAUCAAUGGCAACAACUCGAUUAACAGGGAUUGUUUCCCGUUUUAGUAACCAAAAAGGUUACGGUUUCAUUAAACCUGAUAAUGGAACUGAAGAUGUAUUUGUUCAUCAAUCUGAGAUUAAAUCUGAUGGUUUUCGUUCAUUAUAUGAAGGUCAAAAAGUUGAGUUUACUGUAACUGGUAACGGUGAUAAGUAUCAGGCCGUUGAUGUUACCGGUCCUAACGGUGAAUCUCUUGACGGUAACGUUGGUGCUAGGGUUAGGGUUAAGGUUAGUGGGAAUGGGAGUAAGUGUUAUAAUUGUGGGAGGAUUGGACACGUGGCUAGGGAUUGUGAUGGUGAUCGUAAUGGUGGUGGUGGGGGGGCGUGUUAUACGUGUGGGAUGACGGGGCAUAUGGCUAGGGAUUGUGAUCGUAGUGGUGGUGGUGAUCGUAAAAGUAAUGGUGGUGGUGGUGGUGCGUGUUACACGUGUGGAGUGACGGGUCAUGUAGCUAGGGAAUGUGAUCGUGAUCGUAUUGGUGGUGAUCGUAAUGUUGGUGGUGGUGGUGGUGGUGGUGCGUGUUAUACUUGUGGGAUGACGGGGCAUAUAGCUAGGGAAUGUGAUCGUGAGCGUAUUAGUGGUGUUGUUGGUGGUGAUCGUAAUGUUGGGGGUGGUGGUGGAGGUGCGUGUUAUACUUGUGGGAUGACGGGGCAUGUAGCUAGGGAUUGUGACCGUAUUGGUGGGGUUGUUGGUGAUCGUAAUGCUGGUGGUGGUGGUGGUUGUUAUAAUUGUGGUGGGUUUGGGCACAUGGCUCGAGAUUGUCCAAGUGAGAGACGUGGUGGUGGUGGUGGUAAUGGGGGUUGUUAUAAUUGUGGAUUGCCGGGGCACUUGGCAAGGGACUGUUCACGCGAGAGUGGCGGUGGUGGCAAUUUUGGGAGAUUCGGUGGUGGUGGUGGUGACAGGUUUGGAAGAUCUGGUGGUGCUGGUAGUGGCAAGUGUUACAACUGUGGAGAAGGUGGCCAUUUUGCUAGGGAAUGCACUAGUCCAGCUGUGAAGUGAGAAAGUCUUAUUAUUUAGGAGUAUUUUAAUAUGGACAAUUUGAUGUGUUUUUUUUUUUUUUUUUUAGUCCUUUUAUAUUCCUACAUAACAUGGAUUGGUAGCUUUUAGGAUAAGACUAAUUAGUUGUUGAGAUAUUGCUAUAAACUGUUCAUGUGAUGGAAAGUUUUGAUUUUUUUGGUUGGUUAUACAAAUAUAUAUAUAUAAAGAGUUUGGCCCGUUUUUGCUA
This is a messenger RNA of Lycium barbarum (goji berry), 1451 nucleotides long. Its product is annotated as cold shock domain-containing protein 3. The record is from RefSeq and is a predicted model, not a curated record. The transcript has a single exon. Bases 197 to 1225 code for a protein of 342 amino acids. Gene Ontology annotation, molecular function: zinc ion binding; nucleic acid binding. Lineage: Eukaryota; Viridiplantae; Streptophyta; Magnoliopsida; Solanales; Solanaceae.